CCGAUGCCACGCCCCCUCCCUCAGUCUCUCUCGGACGGUCGCAGCGUUCGGGUCGAUCGGAUCCGGAUCGAUCGUUUCGGAACCGACGGAUCCCGCGAUGGCGGAAAGAGGAGAAGGAGGAGGAGGAGGAGAAGAAAAGGGGUUCGAGGGGAGACCCCGCGGGUUCCAAUUCGCCAUCGAUCGCGGCGGGACCUUCACCGACGUCUUCGCCCGUUGUCCCGACGGUCGCGUUCGGGUCCUCAAACUCCUCUCCGAGGAUUCCGCCUACGGAGACGCUCCCACCGAGGGCAUCCGGAGGGUCCUGCAGGAGGAAACGGGAAUGCCAUUCCCCCGGGAUUCUCCGUUGGAUUCUUCCCGGAUCGAAUGGAUCCGAAUGGGCACCACCGUCGCCACCAACGCUUUACUCCAACGUCGUGGAGAACGUUUGGCCCUUGUGGUGACGCGCGGCUUCCGGGACCUUCUGUCCAUCGGAACCCAAUCCCGGCCCCACAUCUUCGACCUGACGGUGUCGGUUCCGGCGCUGCUCUACGAGGAGGUGGUGGAGGUGGACGAGCGCCUCAUCCCCCACCAAAGCGGCUGCGCUCUGCCCGGAGCCCAACGCGCGCCCAUCGUCCGAGGGUCCCUGGGGGCGACGCUGCGCGUCCAUCGGCCGCUGGAGCUGACGGCGCUGCGCGAGGAGCUCCUGCGCCUGCGGCACCGCGGGAUCCGCACCAUCGCCGUCCUCCUCCUCCACUCCUACGCGUGGCCGGACCACGAGGAGAAGGUCGGGGCUUUGGCGCGAGAGUUGGGCUUCGACCACGUCUCGUUGUCCUCUUCGGUGGCGGCCAUGGUGCGAGCGGUGCCGCGCGGGUACACGGCCUGUGCCGACGCCUACCUGACCCCCCUCAUCCGGAGGUACCUCCAGAGCUUCCGCCACGGCUUCCAAGACCACCUCAAGAACGUUCCGGUUCUCUUCAUGCGUUCCGACGGUGGUCUCACUCCCAUGGACCAUUUCAACGGCUCUCGCGCCAUCUUGUCCGGUCCGGCCGCCGGCGUCGUCGGUUGCGCCGUCACCACUUCCCGCCAUUUUCCCGGCGUUCCCAUCAUCGGUUUCGAUAUGGGCGGGACCUCCACCGACGUCAACCGUUACGCCGGAGAAUACGAACUCGUCUUCGAGGCCACCACCGCCGGAGUCCCCAUCCGCGUCCCCCAGAUGGACAUCAACACCGUAGCGGCCGGGGGAGGUUCUCAGCUCUUCUUCAGGUCAGGGCUCUACGUCGUUGGUCCCGAGUCGGCCGGAGCCCAUCCUGGACCCGCCUACCUCCUCCCCUGA
This is a messenger RNA of Cuculus canorus (common cuckoo), 1312 nucleotides long. Its product is annotated as 5-oxoprolinase-like. The record is from RefSeq and is a predicted model, not a curated record. Lineage: Eukaryota; Metazoa; Chordata; Aves; Cuculiformes; Cuculidae. Gene Ontology annotation, cellular component: cytosol. Gene Ontology annotation, molecular function: 5-oxoprolinase (ATP-hydrolyzing) activity. Gene Ontology annotation, biological process: glutathione metabolic process. The transcript is spliced from 9 exons. The coding region runs from base 98 to 1312 and encodes 404 amino acids.